This is a messenger RNA of Ipomoea triloba (trilobed morning glory), 2490 nucleotides long. RefSeq lists its product as uncharacterized. The transcript is spliced from 5 exons. The coding region runs from base 786 to 2135 and encodes 449 amino acids. The record is from RefSeq and is a predicted model, not a curated record. NCBI's taxonomy places the organism in Eukaryota, Viridiplantae, Streptophyta, Magnoliopsida, Solanales, Convolvulaceae.
UGGCGCGCCAACGAGUGCAUGUGGCAUGGUCUGUGCACACCACGUACACAACUGCGUCUCUCCUUUCCCUUUUCUCUCUCCUGACUUCUUGCAGGAGAACAAAUCAUGAAAAAAUCACAUCUCACAUUUUUUUCCUUUUCUCUCUCCUGACUUCUUGCAGGAGAACAAACCAUGAAAAAAAAUCACAUCUCACAUUUUUUAGCGAGGUCUUUCUCUGUCCACCCACGUUCGUUGGCUCAGGGGAAUCGAACCCGGGUUCUCCCAAAAUUCUUCUCCACAAAAUGAGUUCACUUGCCACUUGAACUACCCCAUUGAGUUAAAUCACAUCUCACAUUAGUAAAAAAUCAACACGCUUAUUUUUAUUGUUCCAAAAAUCAUAAAAGACCUCCUAUUAAAAAUGUUUAUAACUUUUUAAUACAAUAAUUAUAUUCCACCCAUUCUAGUACCAAUUUUGGUACUAGAUAUACUCCGUACUGUCUUUCCUAUUUUUGUUAGUUUCACGCCCGGAGUUAACGUCCACGUCAUCGUAACAGCGUACGAUGGCAGUCAUACAUAAUCUGUUGUGGAUCCCACGUGACACAUGUCAGCAGGUAAAUCAUUCCUACUACUCCCCUACCCCACCAUCACAACGAAACCCUUUCCAUAUCAAAAUAUCGCCGCGGAAAUCUCGGAAUUGCAAUUCAGUUACCUGAAAACCCUAAAUCCUGCAACGACUGCCGGGGAGGAUUCACGACUCUCAUCGGCGGCAGCUGAAGCAGGGCAGCUCGGCGUCAUCGGCGGCCGGAAUGGACAACGACGGAACCAAGGAUGAACGAUUGUCUAAAAGAGCGAAACCAUACAAGCCGCGCAAAGAAUCCGCCGCAGGUGAAGACCGUAAGCAGGUGCUCUCGCCGGCGGCUAUACCGGUGUGGCCUGAGAGGGAAGUAUUAAAUACGGAUGCUGCCAUGGAUAAUCAAGGGGAGCAGCACCUUCAAAAAUCUCUAUUUGCUUCACGAACUUCCCCAAACUGCUUGUUUCAAUUGUUCAAGCACCUCACAGAUGAACAAAAAGAGGUGGUACAGGAGAUUGGCUUUGGUGGGCUGCUUCAUCUUUCCACUGACCGACUUGCUUCAUCACUGUCUUGUUGGCUUGCGAACAGCUAUGAGGUAGCUGAUCAAACAUUAUACGUGGAUUUAAGUCGUGGAAAGAAGAUAGAAAUCAAUUCAUAUGAUGUUCAUCUCACUCUUGGCUUGCCGUGCUCAGAUAAUGAGGUUGUUGAAGCAGGAAACAGUGACGAUUCUGAUGAAUCUUACAAGAAUUUAUUGGAUAGAUGGCGUGAAAGUUGGAACAUACAAUGUGGCUCACCCACAGCAGCAGCAAUGCUCAAAGCUAUGCAGGGUGACAAGUCACAUGGUGAAGAGUUCAGGAGGAACUUUGUGAUACUCACUGUGUCCACACUGUUGGCAUCAACACAAACCAGAUAUGUGAAUUUUAAAAUUUUGAAAUCACUUAUUAAUGUUGAACAAAUAAAAGAACUUGACUGGUCGGGUUAUACGAUCAAGAAGCUCAACCUGGCAAUGGAUUCAUGGAAGGCAAAGACGGACUCUUUUUUCACUGGUUCAAUGCUGUUCUUACAGAUGCUUUACCUAGACCGUGUGAUUACUGCACAAGGGAGGAUAGUUCCAAGGGACUUCCCUACACUAAAAGGGUGGACAUCUGAUUGCAUAUGUCAACGACUGGACUGGGAAGUCAAGCAUGGAGGUUUUGGAAAGGGACGUGUUGAAAUGCCUUAUGGACACGAGUUUUCUAAAUCUCCCAACGUAGCUCUCCCAACUCAACAAAUCGAAGAUGAUAGUGUACCCAUAGGGGAGGAACCAGAUUAUGAGAGGGAUUUGAAAGAGCUGGGUAAGUGCUGUGCAACCGUGGCAGUGGCCAUCAUAAACUUAAAAAGAAAUAUCACACAAGUGUCUGAAAAAUACCCAGACUCGGCACAAGUAAACCGGAUUAAGGCAAUGGCUACUACAAUUUUUAUGGGUAACAGCUCUUUAACCCAAAAGAUUAACCAGCUUACGGCCAUGGCUACUACACUUGUGGAUAAAACUUCUGGUACCAAACAGUUUGAGGUCAGUCAGAUUGUCACUCAAGAGUCGAGAUGAAUGUUCCUUUGCGUAAAUGGAUUGAUUGUUCAUUAUAGAAACAGAAUGGUAGUCAAUAUUUUGUAGGAAAUGCUUCUUACCUCUCUUGAAUUUUCCCUCUUAAUGUGGCUGGCUUCCAUCCAUUGGGUGUCCAUGAAUUGAUGGUCACCACCAAUUAAAAAGAGAAUUUAGUAACCAAUUAGAUAAUGUCACAUUAAUAGGGAUGGGAUGGAUUAGAGGGGAAAAUAUGAGGGGUAUCUAGCUUUACUUUAUUCUGUGUUUGUACCGUUAGACUGAAAAUAUGAUCUUCAAUUGUCAUACAAAAUAAGUGUAUUUAGCAUUCAUUAUACUUUUGGAGUUAUUUUUAAUAUGUCAA